Molecule: messenger RNA, 3748 nt
Organism: Polychytrium aggregatum
Lineage: Eukaryota; Fungi; Chytridiomycota; Chytridiomycetes; Polychytriales
Exons: 1
Coding region: 216-3500 (1094 amino acids)
Source: RefSeq, a predicted model, not a curated record
CCUUGAUCGGCUUGUGGGCCCCAGCCAACGAUCCCGCGAAGGUGUUCGGCUCCUGCAGAUACCUCCUGGUCUCCAACAGCACUUCCCCACACGCUGCAGAGGCCACAGAAUACGUCGGCUGUGAAUUCAGGCCAUCUCGAUCGCACCUGUCUCUCCGUUUCCGUUCCGCUGUUUUCUGCCUUGCUGCUCUUUGCCUUUCGAUCAAGGCCGCUCUCAUGAACCCGCCGCGAUCAUCCAGACCAGGCACAGCCUCUGAUCUCGAUCCGGGCCUUCUUGAUGUCUUGCCCUCUGCACCGUCAUCGGCAGAUUCCCCCGAUCCAGCCUCCUCGCUCGUUUGGGUCGAGCCCACACGCUUUCAUUCCCCACGAUGGCUGUUCUUUUCCUGCACAGACAAGGUCGACCCCCGCUCGCACCGCCGCAGAGCAAAAUGCACCUUUUGCUCCACUGUCCUUUCGGGCAAACCCGAGUCUCUCUAUUUUCAUAUCUCGGAGAAGUGUCUGGCGAUCGAUCCUGUCUCGAAGCAAUUAUAUCUACAGAAAAAUGCAGCUCCUGCCACCUCCACGUCGCCGCCAUCGUCGCCCUCCUCGCCCGACGACCUUGGAUCAGCAAGCGGGGGAUAUCGUACACCAUCCUCCAGGAAGGCAAAGAGGCCUAAGGUGUCGGCUCCAAAGCCUGUGCUGUACUCUCCACACACGACCGUUUCGCAGCCGGUCUCUUUUGUAGCCUCACACACCUCCCUGUAUCCAUCGCCAGCCCUGCCCUCUGCCGGCCUGGCGUACGCCCAUCCCUAUCUUGCCCAUCCAGCCGCCCAGCAGCCACACGCACUUCCGUUUGCCUUGCAAUCGGCCUAUGCCCUGCCACAAUUUCAAUCAACCUCGUUUGCGCUGCCCAACCUUUCCUCACCUUCAGCGCACGCUUUUAUUCCGUCUUUCAGUCAAGCACCGACUCCACAACCUUCGGCGAUCCACCCCCAUCUACUUCCACCACGCGCACCAACGGCCCUACCAGCCCCGGACCAUCAAGCUCUGAGUCACUCGUACUUGCUGAAGGCUUUGGCCUCAAAUCGCCUCGGGUUGCAGCUAUUGGAUAACCCUUAUUUCCAAGAUUUCCAGGCCCUGCAUAUGAAGGGAUCUACUUUGCCGCUGGCGGCAGCAAUAUCGGAUUCGCCGUUGCUCUCCUCCGAUCACUUGCGGGAAAAGCUUCGCGGCUGUCAAAGCCGGGCUGCGGUGCUGCUUGCUCAAGAGCGCUUUUUGACACUUUCACUCGAUCCUUGGGUCGAUCCCUCGGGCGUGCACUACUACGCCGUUGCCCUUGCUCGGAAUGAGCCCUUUUGCCAGAUCCACAUCAAGACGCUCGAGCUCCUUCCGCUUGAGCAUUCAGCUACCCGUCUAAUCGCAGAGAUAGAGUCCUGUCUGGCUGCUCUUGGCAUCAAUCCACUGCAAAUAUCGGCGCUGGUGCUUCCACUUCCAGCGGCCAGCUCUUUCACAGAACACUCUCACGAGCGUAUCGUUGUAUCGGAUUUGGUCCUCCAGUUUUGCUCAAAGUACCCAACGUGCCUUCUGGUCGACUCGCCUCUCCAUGUUAUGGGCGAUGCCCUCAGGAGCAUUCUCUCUACCGAACCCUUUGCUUCCGUCUUGCGCAAGAAUCAGGUCUUGCUCAAGUUCUUUGCCUCCUCUCGAUAUUGGUCCGCAAAGCUCAAUGACUUUUUCCUCAACCAUCCGGAACACACGCCGCCAUCAUGGCUUUCUAUUACAUCGCGAUUGGAGAGCUCUUCUCCAGCGUGUGCCUAUCCAUCCACAUCAGGCCAAAUGGGUUCGCAAAGCAAUUUUGCAGCACUCGUCUCACCAAUGCCGGACACGCCCAUCAGCUCCGACCCCGCUGAAAGUCUUUUCAAAGUAAAUGGUACAUCCGCUGCGUCAAACUCUGCAACGUCUGGCCACCCUCCCUUUCUCCGAGCUGUCUCGAACUCAUCAUCAAGAUUCCUUUCAAAAUCUCCGUUGUUGCUGUCUGCCUUGCAGUGCCGCCCAGCAUUUCAGAGCUUGGCCAACCAACUCUCCAAUGACACGGACUCAUCAGCUACAGGCUGUCCGAGCCCGGUUGCUUGCAUAUUGAAGAACGAGUCCCACUUUGAUACAUCCUCAGCUGCAGCGCAUCUUGUCGCGCCCAUCAUUCGUUCUAUCGAGUCGUUGCAGUCUGAGUAUGUGUGUAGCAUGCACUCCGAAAGCCGCCUUCGCUUCACCCUGGCUGAUAUUUGGGGACAGCUAUUCAAGGCCGUCGCGGACGUCAAGGAGAUUCGAUUCGAGAGCGCAGGACUGUCUUUUGAUCAGCGAGAAUUCGAGGCACUCAGGCAGCAGGUGCUUGAUCGUCUGGAGCACCGCCUGUCCGUAUUCAAAUCGCCCCUGUACUCUGCCGCUUUCUUCCUGAGCCCUCGAUAUCGCCAAGCCGUCCUGUCCAAGCCCCAGACGUAUUCUCUUUCAAAAGUCACGAACGAGAUUGCAGAGCUGGCCCGAAUCAAAGGGUUCACUGCCGACGAGAUCAAUGCACUGAAGACCCAGGUCGGCGGCUAUUUCAAUGGGCUGGGCACCUUUUCGACUCUGAGUUCGUCUCUGGCGAGAACACCUUCAGAAGCCACAGCGCAUCCGACCGUUAUCGCUCUCGGAGAGGUCUUGAGUGUACCGUCGGGCAUGUCUUUCAAAGAAGUGACAAACUCGGCAGCCUCGCCGGUCGACAAUCCAAUUCAGUACUGGAUGAAUCUGGUCCACGCCCAAGAUACGUUUGCCCUCAGACGACUGGCAUUGAUGAUAUUCCAAAUCGUUCCACAUUGCCCCGGCAUGGACGAGAUCUUCCUCGCGACCUCGAGCGCUGCAAAUCUAUCUCCCACAGCAUUUUGUCCGUCUCGGCGACAGAGAGAUCUCGAAUUGGUAUCACGGGCUUUACCGGGUUUGCAGAGCGAAUGCAACUCUGCCGGUCUGUUUUCAGGCCAGGUCCCGUCGGCUCAAGCGAGCUUGAUAUCUACCGACGGACAGUCGCUGUCGGCGAUACAUGGAAUCUCAAACCCGUUGUACACAGCAAACGGUGGCCGAGCCAGUGACCACCCCACAGGCUCGAAUCUUCAAACAUGGGCCGACCUUACGCGACAGAACGUGCCCCUGGGCGAAGGAGGACAUGGACGUCGCUCUGACAUGCUCUGGACCAAAAUCAUCUUCCCCGACAUGACCCUUCAAGAGCUUGAUGAUUUCGAGACUGGCGUGGAUCUGUGGCGUCGUGGAUGCCACGGUCGCAUUCAAAACGGUGGCUCACAGGCAUCGGAAUCUAUUGCUGGCGCCGAUGCGGGUUUCCAGAGUAGCCCCGAUCAGCACCCGAAGGUUGCCAACGAGAGAGCUGCCAAGAGCCAUCGGACACCGAUAUCCUUGCCGCUUCCUGUCCAUCUGUCUGUCAACUUUGAAGACACACGAGGGGAUACUCCAAUUUGUGAGCUCGCCGACUGGUCAGCUGUCUGAUCGUUUGUCUACUCGGAAAGACCCUUUCAGCCCUUUCAGCCCUUUCAGCGAGUGGGAGGCUAUUUUUUGGAUGGGAAGGCACCCACACAUCCAUCACCCGCAAUGACUAAUGACCGUCUGCCCCGUGGGGGCAAGGCAAAGGCUACGCCUCAAUGGUCGAAUAUAUGCAGCAUACUCUCACACCGCAACACGGACGUCUCUUGGAGCACGAUCUCGCUGUGCGAGAAGAUUGCUGCCGAUUGCGACAG